Molecule: messenger RNA, 714 nt
Organism: Acyrthosiphon pisum (pea aphid)
Lineage: Eukaryota; Metazoa; Arthropoda; Insecta; Hemiptera; Aphididae
Exons: 3
Coding region: 1-714 (237 amino acids)
Source: RefSeq, a predicted model, not a curated record
AUGGCUUAUGAAGUAACUUUACAUAAUAUUAGUAGUAAUCCAAAAGCAUAUAUAGGUCUCAAUGAAGAAUGGUACAAGUGUAAUUUAAUUAAAUUAAUAAAUUCUCAUUUAGAACUUGAAGAGAGAAGUAUAUUUAUAACUUUAAUGAAAAUAAAAUUAAACGAUUCAUUUAGAAGAUUAGGAGAUAUGUUUGGGAUAUCUGAAAAAAAAUUAAUAAAAGAACUUUUACCUGUUCCUUUUCGUUAUCGUUAUUCAUCUGUUCAAUCUAUUAUAGACUGUUUGGAAAUAGAAAUACCAAAACCUUCAGAUCCUAUUAAACAAGCGCUAACAUGGUCAGAUUAUAAAAAAUGUAACACUUUAAAAUAUCUUAUAUCUUCAACUCCAGAUGGAUUUAUUAAUUUUAUAUCAGUAGGAUUUAAUGGUAGAUACCGUGGUUUUAAAUGUAUUGAUGUGUUGUUGAAUAAAAUCAAUUGUGUUCUCAUAAGGCCUCCUAGUGUUUCACAAAAAUCUAAGUCAACAAAAGAUGAUGUUUUAGAAACUAAACGUAUUGCUAGCCUUCGUAUUCAUAUAGAACGUGUAAUAGGACGAUUGAGAGAAUUUGAAAUGUUGAAACCCCAUGCACUUGUUAACUGUCAAUUAUUAUGUAAUACUGAUGAAAUUAUAACUAUUGCAUGUGGGUUGAUAAAUCUUCAGCAACCAAUUAUAAAACAAUAA